Musca domestica (house fly) is the source of this 1550-nucleotide messenger RNA. RefSeq names its product mitochondrial chaperone BCS1-like. NCBI's taxonomy places the organism in Eukaryota, Metazoa, Arthropoda, Insecta, Diptera, Muscidae. Gene Ontology annotation, biological process: mitochondrial respiratory chain complex III assembly; protein insertion into mitochondrial inner membrane from matrix. The transcript has a single exon. The record is from RefSeq and is a predicted model, not a curated record. Gene Ontology annotation, cellular component: mitochondrial inner membrane. The coding region runs from base 109 to 1380 and encodes 423 amino acids. Gene Ontology annotation, molecular function: ATP binding; ATP hydrolysis activity.
AAACAUACGUGCGGCAUAUUUUAGGUAGACCUGUUAUAUGAGCCCAUUUCCUUAAUAAGUUAAAUGUUAACUUAGGUAUUCCUAACUGACGGAUAUUGGAAAUACGGAAUGUUGACUGAUCUUCUGAAUAACUUAUCGACGAAUCCUUAUUUUGGCGCCGGCUUUGGCCUUUUUGGAGUCGGAGCAGGUGCGGCGAUUCUUCGCAAAGGCCUACAAGGGAGUAUUGUAUUAUUCAGACGACAUCUUAUGAUUACAUUGGAAGUACCGUGCCGUGAUAAAUCGUAUCAAUGGUUGUUGCAAUGGAUAACAGCUCACGCUGCUCGUGACACGCAACACCUAAGUGUUGAGACUUCAUUUGUGCAAAAAGAAACUGGAAAAAUUAAAACCAAGUACGAUUUCAUUCCCAGCAUUGGAAAACAUUUGAUGCGUUAUAAAGGAGUGUGGAUGCAGGUUGAAAGGUCGAGAGAACAACAGACUUUAGAUCUGCACAUGGGCGUUCCUUGGGAGUCGGUAACGAUAACUGCGUUUGGAAGAAACAAACAGCUUUAUUUUGAAAUGUUAGAGGAGGCUCGACAAUAUGCACUUCAAGCAACAGAAGGAAAAACCAUUAUGUAUACGGCUAUGGGCUCUGAAUGGAGGCCAUUCGGACAUCCGCGAAGGCGCCGCCCAUUGUCUUCGGUUGUAUUAGAUAAACAAAUAUCAAUGCGAAUUAUCAGUGACUGCAAGGAAUUUAUUAACAACCCCCAAUGGUAUGCAGACAGAGGAAUACCAUAUAGAAGAGGAUAUUUAUUAUAUGGUCCCCCUGGUUGUGGGAAGUCAAGCUUCAUUACUGCUUUGGCAGGAGAACUAGAAUAUGGCAUAUGUUUACUUAACUUGUCAGAGAGAGGAUUAACUGACGAUAGAUUGAACCAUUUAUUAAAUGUUGCUCCGGAACAGUCUAUAAUAUUACUUGAGGACAUUGAUGCAGCCUUCGCGUCCCGUGAAGAUGUGCAGCACCAAAAAGCGGCUUACGAGGGUUUAAACAGAGUAACAUUUAGUGGCUUGCUUAACUGUUUGGACGGCGUGGCUUCGACAGAAGCUCGGAUUGUCUUUAUGACAACAAACUAUAUUGAUAGGUUAGACCCAGCAUUAAUUAGGCCAGGUCGCGUGGAUGUACAAGAAUACAUAGGAUAUUGUUCCAAAUAUCAGUUAAUAGAAAUGUUCAAAAGAUUUUAUCAAGACAACAAGGGAGCCAUGAACUUUGCAGACUCAGUAAUCAGCACUGGCAAGCAUGUCAGCCCUGCUCAAAUUCAAGGAUAUUUCAUGAGGUAUAAAACUUCACCUGAAACUGAAGUAAUUAGCAAAGUUAGUGAAAUAUGGAGUAGUGACGUUGCACGAUAGAGUACCAUGGAUAUACAAUUGAUCCGUUCCGUUUUUAAGCGGAUUAGAUUAUAUGUGUUUUAGUUUAGUUUUAAGUAAAGUUAUACAAAGGGCCUGAAAAUGAAUGAAAAAAAGCGAUUAUGUGCGUCUUUCAAUAAUUAAAAAUAAAAUACCUCAUCCGACGUUUUUCA